GGCAGCAGCGAAUGCCCGCCGGUGUCCUCUUUGUUUAGCCUGAGAGAGUUAAUUAUUCCCGAUAAUUCUGCCGAUGCCUUUCCUCGGCGCUGUCCCAGCAGCAGCCCCGUCCCGGUGGAGCGCACAAGAAGCCACCACGGAGCAAGCGCUGCCCGGAGAAACCUCAAGGGGCAGACCCGGCCAGGUGGGCUGCGGGCUGGGGAGCGAGCGCUCAGGCACCGAGGGCAGACCCGGGGGGCCGAAUGCAGCAAAGCCAGCCCCGGUUCCUCGCCUCCCGCCGCCGCCAGCAGCUCAGGGGUUCUCCGUCUCCUUGCCUCCCCUGUGGCAGAGCUUAGCGCGGGUCUGGCUGCACCUCGGUCUGCUGCACCCUGCGCGGUAGCACUCCUUAGCUGGGACCUAACGGCAGCGGGUGUCCUUAUGACAGGAGGGAGUGACGUGUCCUUUUUCUCCCUUUGUCUCGCAGAGAAACCGGUCAGCCUGACUUACCGAUGCCCCUGUCGAUUCUACGAGAGCAACGUGGCAAGAGCCAACAUUAAGCACCUCAAAAUCCUCUCCACACCCAACUGCUCACUUCAGAUUGUUGCAAGGCUCAAGAGCAACAGCAAGCAAGUGUGCAUUGAUCCCAAGUUAAAGUGGAUCCAGGAAUAUCUGGAGAAAGCUUUAAACAAACCACGUCAUCGCACUCAUAAAAAAAAGCAACAGAAGAAACGGGGCCCACUCUGCCCUUCCCGUGCAACACCACUAAAGUCUCCAGGGAGAAAGAAUGGAGGUUCAAGAUGUAAGAGGCAAGCAUUGUAA
Messenger RNA from Merops nubicus (carmine bee-eater), 798 nucleotides. It is a transcript of the gene CXCL12, whose product is annotated as chemokine (C-X-C motif) ligand 12. Gene Ontology annotation, molecular function: CXCR chemokine receptor binding; chemokine activity. The record is from RefSeq and is a predicted model, not a curated record. Lineage: Eukaryota; Metazoa; Chordata; Aves; Coraciiformes; Meropidae. Gene Ontology annotation, biological process: induction of positive chemotaxis; defense response; axon guidance. The annotation marks the transcript as partial. Gene Ontology annotation, cellular component: extracellular region; external side of plasma membrane. The transcript has 5 exons.